AUGGCCGCUGUCCUGGGACAGACAAUUGAGGAUAGCCGCUGCAAGACUUCGUGUGCUGCGUGUUUGCCUUUGGCUAGAUUGAUAUUGGUGGUGGAGCCCAGUUGGGCAUCUGUGGGCCUACUGUACUUCCUGGACUUCGUCAUCGCUCCUGCCUCGAACGACGGAGGAGGAAACGGAGGUGGAUUACAGGCCGCACCGGCCUCUGCCGCUGCACCUGCUGCGCAGCAUGUACCUGCUGCCAACGGGCCAACACCGGCCAAUGGAGGACAACAAGGGCAAGUUGGUGGCUUCGAACGAGGCCUGGACUCUGGACUUGCCAAAGCUGCCCCAUCGGCACAAGGCUUGACGCAGAAGACCUGUAGGUUCUUGACUCGCUCUUCCAACAUGAGGAGGAAGUUGAACUACCAGAGCGAUGAUACCACCUUCAAGCAUGAUGUGCACAUGGUGGACUACGACAACUAUGACAACGUCGAUGACGAGGCCUUGGACGAGACCUACUACCAUGAUGAUGACGAGAUCUACUACCAGUGGGAAGAUGAAUCCUAUGACUAUGGCUAUGAGGAUGAGAUCAACUACGCCGACAACACGAUGGGCGAAGAAGAUGUCCCACCAGAGCUUGAUGAAGCAAGUUUGGCAGCUGAGGACGCCUCCAUCAACUACCUUGACAGCCGCAAGAAGAUGCGAGAACUUGCACUGUCCCGCGCGUUCUAUCCUGUGGUCGCCGUUGACUUGAAUGACAACAACUUUGGUGGCCGUGGAUCUGGGAAGUCCUAUGGGAAGAGCCGCAACACGGGCGGUGGAAAAGGAAAAGGAAAAUCAAGGGAAAAGGUGGCAAGAGUAAAGGCAAGGGCAGUGGAAAAGGAGCUGGACACCUUUUGCCCGGAGCCAGAAGAUUUGUCUUCGGCCGAAGAUCUCCAUCGGAGAACAACUCAUCGACAUCCACGGUGGCAAGGUCGACUACAAGUGGAAGCACUGCCCAGCAUGGACCACGGUUCAAAAGAUAUCGACUUCCAACAUCUGGCAUCAAGGAAGUCCCUGACGACGCCAACGUCCCCACAGAGACCACACCGGUUCCUGGAGGACCCGCGUGACUUUCGUUUUAGAGAUGGUGUCACGGUUCGGUCUCAGUUCUGUGCCAGAACGCCAGUCUGCGUUGGAAAGGUUUGGCGAGACCUGGUGAUCCAUGUCUUGCCCGGACACACUCCACUUCUUCUUGCCCGACCUGACCUUGAAAGCUGGAACAUCAUGGUGGACUACGGCGAGAAACUUGUGUAUGUGGAUGGUGUUGAGAUCAAACCCCUCAUCUCUGCAAAUGGCCACUACCUGAUCAACAUCUUCGACGACCUGAACAACAUCCUCCACGUUGAAGACCUCUACUCCAAGUCAACAGUCUCUGACGAGACGGAGGUGUUCCUGGACACCGUGAUUUCCGAUGACAUCUCUGAUGAAGAGCCGGACUUGGAGGUGGACGUCGACGAAGGCAUGAUCGACGAAGUGAUCUUUGGAGUCGUUGAGAAGAGCAAGAUUCAUCAGCGAACCCUCAAAUUUUGGGAGGUCUAUGUCGACGAGGAUCGAGAGAUCCAGCGCGACUUUCGCAAGCUGGCCGCCCAGGAGAAACCACAUCAUGGGAUGAUGGCACCGGAGUGCAGACUUUGGUCCCCCAUGCAGAAUCUGAACUAUCGCACUCCUGAACGCCGAGCUCCUUUACAAGAUCUUCGCAACUUGGAGGAGGAGACCCACCUCAAGUUCUAUGAGAACGUUCAUGCGGACCCCAAGAAGAUCGACUUUGACUGUACAUUGGAACAGCCUGCUGAUGCUACACCCUGGCUGACGCCAACCCUUGAGAACAUGAAAGGGAACUUCGAGACAGUGCUCGAUCGCUGCAGAACUGGACUCAAAGCUUCACCUGACGAUCCUCGAUUUGUGAGGAAGCCCACAAAGUUCAGAUCAACUUCCAAGACGGUCUGUGUGGCAGCCAACUUGAGAUGCCAAUACGACAUCGGUCACACGCAGAUGAUGGGCCAAGGAGCUGUUCCCAAGGCCAUGCAGAACUAUGAGCCUGACUUGGUUCGGCGCUUGGGUGAUGCAAUCUAUGAGUCUAUGGCCGAGAUCUGGAGGCGACGAGGACAAGCUGAGCUCAUGACACUGGAGCUUGUGGAACACUCCAACAAGGAGAUGCAGUAUCUGGAGCAGAACAUACAGCUGGUGAAGAUCGGAGGUGGCCAGACGCAUGCCAGACGCUACAAGUGCCCACAAUGCAUUGCAAAAGCUCAACCAAAAGCGACGCUUCACAAAGCCCCACACUUCAACCACACAGUGGCCAUUGACACGUUCUACAUUGAGUGGGACAAGGAGAAACGAGCUGUCUUCACCAUGCUGGAUGAGUUCAGUCGCUAUGAGAUCGACUGUGAGAUCAAGGAUGAGGAUGCUGAAAUGGAAGUUGGACUGUUCGAGUCCACAUGGGCCAAGAACUUCGGCUACCCAAAGGUUCUGAGACUGGACGCCUUUGGUCCACAUCAAAGUGAAACCUACGCUGAGUGGGUAUCCAAUCAUGGCAUCAAGAUGGAACUCAUUCCCCGUCCAUGGAGGAUGAGGAUCUUGUUGACAGAAGAACGACUCUGA
Messenger RNA from Cladocopium goreaui, 2622 nucleotides. NCBI's taxonomy places the organism in Eukaryota, Dinophyceae, Suessiales, Symbiodiniaceae. The record is from the annotation of a GenBank genome assembly.